Messenger RNA from Acanthosepion pharaonis, 753 nucleotides. NCBI's taxonomy places the organism in Eukaryota, Metazoa, Mollusca, Cephalopoda, Sepiida, Sepiidae. The record is from the annotation of a GenBank genome assembly.
AUGUCAGGUUACGCACUUGGCUGCGUAUCUGUCUUUGAUAUUCUGCUUGUCCAUUUUCUCUCUUUUCUUACCCACGGUAUCUCUUUCUUUAAUCUCUCUCUCUCUCCUUUUUUAUUUCCUCUCUCUCUCUCCUCUUUCUUUCUUUAUUUUCUCUCUCUCUCUCUCCUCUUUCUUUCUUUAUUUCUUCUUUUCUUUUUCUCUCUCUCUCUCUUUCUUUUUCUUUCUUUAUUUCUCUCUCUCUCUCCUCUUUCUUUCAUUUCUUUUUCUUUUUCUUUCUUUAUUUCCUCUCUCUCUCCUCUUUCUUUCUUUAUCCUUCUCUCUCUCCUCUUUCUUUCUUUAUUUCUCUCUCUCUCUUUCUUUCUUUCUUUUUCCUCUCUCUCUCUCCUCUUUCUUUCUUUAUUUCCUCUCUCUCUCCUCUUUCUUUCUUUAUUUCCUCUCUCUCUCCUCUUUCUUUCUUUAUUUCCUCUCUCUCUCCUCUUUCUUUCUUUAUUUCCUCUCUCUCUCCUCUUUCUUUGUUUUCCUCUUUCAUUAUUUUCUACCUCUCCUCUUUUUUCCUCUCUCUUGUUUCUUCUUUCUUCCCCCUCUCUCCUUUUCGUUUCCCCCCUCUUAUCUUUGUUUCACCAUCACUCUCCUCUUUCUUUCUUUCAUCUCUGUCUACUCUUUCUUGUCCUCUCUCUUUUUUCUUUCCCCUCACUGUCCUCUUUCUUACACUCUCUCUUUCCUCUCUCAUAUAGGUGUAAUAUAUAUAACUAA